Molecule: messenger RNA, 2493 nt
Organism: Schistocerca piceifrons (Central American locust)
Lineage: Eukaryota; Metazoa; Arthropoda; Insecta; Orthoptera; Acrididae
Product: monocarboxylate transporter 12-like
Exons: 8
Coding region: 1-1851 (616 amino acids)
Biological process (GO): transmembrane transport
Molecular function (GO): monocarboxylic acid transmembrane transporter activity
Source: RefSeq, a predicted model, not a curated record
AUGAUUCCAGAGCCCUCCAGCCACGUCGCCCGCAGCCAAGCAGCAGAGACCGUACACCCCGGGGCCUUCCUCGCUGUGCGAGCAGAGAGCUGCGGUAGCCAGCAGCGGUUCCUGGGCGGCAGCACGGGCGCGCUCGGUGCCGGCAGCGGCGGCGGCGUAGCUGUGUACGACGACGAGGACUCGUGGUUCGGAGCGGUCGCGGCGUGCGAGCGCGACGCGUGCGGCGGCAGCCACCACCACCUGGCCCAACAGCAGCAGCAGCAGCAGCUGGCGCGGCGCAGCUCGGGCCAGGCGUGCGGGUCUGCGGGCGCGCCGCCCAGGCAGCACUACUACCCCGAGGGCGGCUGGGGCUGGAUCGUGUGCGCCGCCGGCUUCCUGGCGCACCUGCUCUCCUGCGGCCUGCAGCUCGCCUUCGGCCUGCUGCUGCUCUACACCGUGAGGCACCUCGGCGACAACGCCAUCAUCGACUCUGCGUGGCUGGGCGCUCUGAGCACGUCGUCGUGGCUGCUGGCAGCGCCCCUGGCGGUCUCUCUGUGCAGGCGCAAGUGGACGCGGCUGACCGCCAUGUUGGCCGGGCUCGUCAUGGCGCUGGCCUGCCUCUUCGCGUCCUUUGCCACGCAGCUGCACCAGCUGCUGCUCAGCUACGGCGUUCUGCUGGGCAUGUCUAGCGGCCUGGUGCGAGAGACGGCGUCGCUGACGCUGGGCCACUACUUCAGGCGGCGCCGCGAGUUCGUCGAGAUGGUGGUGCAGGCGGGCGCCGGCGUCGGCAUCGCGCUCUUCUCCGUGCUCUACCGCGAGGCCGUCGGGCAGUGGGGCUGGCGCCUCGGCCUGCAGGCCGUCACGGUGCUGCUGUGCGGCGCCUUCUUCCUGGGCAUGCUGUACCGCUCGGCGUCCAUGUACCACCCGCAGCGGCGCGCCAUCCUGCUGCUCAAGAGCCAGCGCAAGAAGGCGCGCCACAAGAAGCCGCCCUCGCCGCAGCAGCGCAGGCUCCAGCAGCAGCCGCGGCCGCCCUUCUUCGACGUCACGCCGCUGCGCAUCCGCGCCGUGCAGGUGCUCAUGCUCUCAUCCGCCGUCAGCGCGCUCGGAGUCUACACGCCCGUCUUCUACCUGGCACUACAAGGGUACCAAGAAGGCCUCGACGACAGCGCACUGGUGCUUCUCCAGACGUUCCUGGGCUUCGCCACGGCUCUGGGCUGCGUGGGCUUCGGUCUGAUGGUGGUGCGCGCCAGCGACCAGUGCCUCGUCUCCAGGCAGUACCUCUGCCAGGCCGCCAUGGCGGGCAUCGGCCUGUCGCUGCUGGCGCUGAGCACGGUGCAGGGCUACCACGGCUACGUGCUGGUGGUGUGGCUGUAUGGUGUGUGCCUCGGCGGCUUCUUCUACUCGCUCAAGGUGUUCACCAUGCAGAGCGUGCGCUCGCGCUACUUCGCGCGGGCCUGGGGCUUCGUGCAGGGCGCCGAGGCGCUGCCGCUGCUGCUCGGCGUGCCAAUAACAGGUUACAUCAACCAGAGCCACCCCAAGGCGGGCUACUACUUCUCGCUGCUGGCGACGCUGCUGGGGGCGGUGCUUCUCUUCCUGGUGGGCGGCGGCUCUGGAGGCGGCAACGGCGGCGCGGGUGCCUGCAGCGACUGGGAGGACGGCCCGCCCCCGCUGCCCCUGCCGCCUCCCGUCUCCACCCCCGCCACAGUCUGCGGUCGACCUCGUCUGCACAAGAGCAUCUCCUUCGCGACGCCGCUCGACCUGCCCAUGACCGACGAGUACUGGCGGCCCGUGCGGCCGUGCCGGAGCGUCCCCGAGGGGUUGGGGCGCCACCAGCCAAUCACGGUCGUCGAGCAGAUCACCACCUCCGUGUGACGCUUCACCCGCUGCUGAUACCAGUGUCUUUAUCAGGGGCGCAGAUCCCAAACAGCUGGUCCCCAACUUGCUAGGUCGUCACCAGCCCAUCACACGUGUCGAGCAGGUCAUCACGUGGCUGAUAAAAGUGUCCCUCUUUUGGCCAUAGAGUUACGGUACGUGUACCAAAGCAGUUGGUCGUCAACAUCCGAUGGCCAACGACCCAUUGCAGUACAUCACCACGUCCGUGUGAUGUACCACACGUGACUGACGCCCGACUGCCGUAUCUCUAAGGGAGUUACACUUGUCUACAUGGGACGCCAACCGUUAGUCUUCAGAUUCUGCGUAUCUAUACGACCACCAUAGUUGUCUAGAAGAUCACCAUCGUAUGCACCACGCUCCUAAUGACUUCUCGUUAACGGCACCACAGGUCUGAGCAGUUGGCCAUACGUAACUGUAAAGAAGCGAUUACGCUGUGCUCUUGCUACGAUGGUACAAUGCGUCUGCUGGGCGUGGAAAGGAAAAAAAAAAAACACCUGUGCUUCUUCCUGUGUUCCCAUGCACAGUGACAUCAGUUUUCUUAUAAUAGAUGGAACAAUAUAAUAUUUUAAUUUUCUGAAAAAGUUUCUUCUACUCCUGGAUUAGGCACGUGUUUUGUAUGAG